Molecule: messenger RNA, 1989 nt
Organism: Terrapene triunguis (Three-toed box turtle)
Lineage: Eukaryota; Metazoa; Chordata; Testudines; Emydidae
Gene: SLC30A1
Product: solute carrier family 30 member 1
Exons: 2
Coding region: 90-1601 (503 amino acids)
Biological process (GO): detoxification of zinc ion; intracellular zinc ion homeostasis; zinc ion transmembrane transport
Cellular component (GO): membrane; Golgi apparatus; endoplasmic reticulum
Molecular function (GO): calcium channel inhibitor activity; zinc ion transmembrane transporter activity
Source: RefSeq, a predicted model, not a curated record
GGCAGCGCCGAGUCCCGGUCACCCCCCGUCAGGGCGGCCAGCCUCCCCUCCCCGCUGGGUGCCGCUCCCCGCCGGGGCGGAACGCGAGGAUGGCGGACAACGGGACGGGCGAGCCCCGGCAGCCCCGCUACCGCCGGGUGCGGCUGAUGUGCAUGCUGGCGCUCACCUUCCUCUUCUUCGUGGUGGAGGUGGUGGUGAGCCGGGUCACCGCCUCGCUGGCCAUGCUCUCGGACUCCUUCCACAUGCUGUCCGACGUCAUGGCCCUGGUGGUGGCCCUGGUGGCCGUGCGCUUCGCCCAGCGCACCCGCGCCACCCACAAGAACACCUUCGGCUGGGUGCGGGCUGAGGUGAUGGGCGCCUUGGUCAACGCGGUCUUCCUCACCGCCCUCUGCUUCACCAUCCUGCUGGAGGCCAUCGAGCGCUUCACCGAGCCCCACGAGAUCCAGCAGCCGCUCGUGGUGAUUGGCGUGGGCGCUGCGGGGCUCCUCGUCAACCUGCUGGGGCUCUGCCUCUUCCACCAGCAUGGAGGUGGGGGGCACGGGCACUCGCACGGCGGGAGCCAGCACCACCGCAGCGGCAGCCGCACCAAAUUGGAGCGGUCUUCGGGGGACGGUGAUGCUGUGCUGCGCAAGGAGGAGACCAACACGCUGGUGGAGAAUUGCAGCAGCACCAAUGGAGUCAACCAGGAGAAGCUAGGUGAUGGCAAGGCGGAACUACAAGCAAAUGGGAGUAUUGGUCCUAACUCUCUGGACAUUGAGGUUGAAGAAGACUCCAGUGGACAGCUUAACAUGCGUGGUGUUUUUCUGCAUGUGCUUGGAGAUGCCUUGGGUUCAGUGAUUGUGGUCGUGAAUGCCUCGGUCUUUUACUUUUAUUGGAACCCAUGCCCCAAAGAUGGGCCCUGUUUAAAUCCAUGUGUCAAUAGCCAUUGCGUAGAAAAUGCUACUGUAGCCCCACCGCUUGACAGUGCUGCUCUACUCAUACAAGAGGGUAUUCAUGUAGCUGGUCCCUGCUGGGUGCUGUAUUUAGAUCCCGCUCUUUGUCUGAUAAUGGUUUGUAUACUCCUUUACACAACUUAUCCAUUACUUAAGGAAUCUGCCCUUAUCCUUUUGCAAACUGUUCCCAAACAAAUUGAUAUUUAUUCUUUGAACUUGAAACUACGUAAACUUGAAGGAGUUGAAGCAGUCCAUGAACUACAUGUUUGGCAGCUGGCAGGCAGCAGGAUCAUUGGUACUGCUCACAUAAAAUGUCAUGACCCUGCAUCAUACAUGAAAGUGGCAAAGCACAUUAAAGAGAUUUUUCAUGAUGAAGGGAUCCAUGCCACUACAAUUCAGCCUGAGUUUUCCAGUGUAGGCUCUGAAUCAGGUGUUGGCAAAUGUGAGUUUCCCUGCAGAACUCAGUGUGCUCUGAAGCAGUGUUGUGGGACAGCAGAAGGCAGUACUGAAAAGAAGACAGCAAAGACCUCUUCAAUUGCUAUUUCAUGCUCAGAAAUAAUCAUUGACUCUCCACAUCACAAAACUAGGAGGACUAAAUCGGAAAGUAUACCUGCUGUUAGGCUAGAGGCAGACGAUGACGCAGACACACAAUUUGAAUCAUCUUUGUAAUCUCCAGGGUUGUGCGGUUUGAGUUUUGAUGGCUUCAACUACAGCUUUAUUGUGAGAAGAAGGGACUGAUAUUUGAGAUGCAAGUUUGUCAAGCAAUGUAAUUGCUGAAGUCCCUGUUCUUGUCACAUUGCUAAAUCUAGAAUGCUUGUUUUAAAGAACAUAAUAGCAUUGUCAUGACACAAUGUGUUCGUGUUGACUUUGUAAUGAGCGGCACUGAAAGAGUGCUAAUGCUGUAAACAAAAAAUUAAAAUAUUUUCUCCCCUGAAAAGCUACUUGAGGGAUAAGUAAAUCGGAACUCAGUUUGUGUUAGACUUUUCAUUGGGGCUACUCUUUCCCUUAAUAUUUGAUUUGUAGAUAUUUUAAUAUAUUGUUUGUAACCCACAUGAAA